Messenger RNA from [Torrubiella] hemipterigena, 1137 nucleotides. The record is from the annotation of a GenBank genome assembly. Lineage: Eukaryota; Fungi; Ascomycota; Sordariomycetes; Hypocreales; Clavicipitaceae.
UUGUGGGGCGCUACCGAGGCAGGCCGGGCUGUUGUGCUUUGCGUAGCCGGCGUCUCUAUAACUCCGGGAGCUCCUCUUCUUGUGUUUUCUGCGGUUUAGCUCAGUAGUCAUCAUCGUUGAAGCCAUGGCUGGAAUAAAUAUUGAAGAUCCUCCCUUGGACCUCAUCCUGGAGGUUGUGGAUUCUGAGAUGGGCCCCAAGCAACCCAAGGUCCUCCUCUUCGACAUUGGCGGCGUCUGUGUUGUGUCUCCCUUCCAGGCAAUUCUAGACUACGAACUGAGUCUUGGUGUUCCGCCAGGAUGGGUGAACUACUCCAUCUCCAAAUCCGCACCAAACGGCGCCUGGCAUAAGCUGGAACGAGGCGAGGUCGCAAUUGGCAAAGGCUUUUACGAGGAAUUCAACCGCAAUCUCCACAUUCAGUCCAACUGGGAGCAGUUCUAUAAGCGAGAGCACGCCAAAAACCCCAAGCUGGACGAUACCCUCCCCACGUUGCCAAAGCUGGAUGGCGAGUGGCUCUUCAACGAAAUGAUGACCUCAUCCAACAGAAUCGAUCCCUGGAUGGGACCAGCUCUUGAAAAGCUCAAGGCCUCUGGUCGAUACAUUCUUGGUGCGCUUAGCAACACCAUCAUCUUCCCCGAAGACCACCCGCUUCAUCGUAAAAAUAGCUGGCAGAGCUCCUUGAUGGACAUCUUCGACGUCUUUGUAUCCUCCGCGCACAUUGGUCUACGCAAACCGGAUCCUAAAAUCUAUCAGUAUGCCGUGGACGAACUCACCAAGUUUGCCCGCCAAAACUGCAAUACCAAACGUAACCGCGACUACGGGUGGGAGGAUGGCGUCAAGCCCAGCGAGAUUGUCUUCCUGGACGAUAUCGGUGAGAAUCUCAAGGCCGCCAAAGCCAGCGGCUUCGGUACCAUUAAAGUUCACCUCGGUCGCACCUACGAGGCGGUAGAUGCUUUGGAGAAGCUGACUGGCCUGGAGCUGGAAGGCGAUCACCCGAAGAUCGCCAUCAAACCACGAUUUACUGCCAAGCCCAAGUCGAAGAUUUAGCCCGCUUCGCCCCUGUACAUAAAAUUUAUUAUAGCAUUCAUGUAUGAAAUAUGAACCAAGCGCUGCCCGGCGAUUGUCUUAGUUGUGUCAAC